AUGGAUCGUUCAAUUGACACGAAUCCAUCAAGCAUAGAAAAAGCGGAAUUUUAUAUAACAACAACCAAUGACUCUGGUUUAGAUACAGACGUUGACGUCUCCACUCAACUCAUUCCAUCGGCUAAUCAUGAUAUUAAUUCAACAAUAAUUAUUGCUCCAUCACCAAACGAUGAUAACUUAACUGUCACACCUGCAUUUCCAAAUUUUCCAACAGAUGAAGAAGUUGUUAUCGAGCGAGAAUCCAUAAUUCAUCUUGAACCAUCUAGUGAUAUGUCAAUUCAAGAUACCAAUUCUAAUUCACUCUUACAAAAUACUCCACAUUCAUCACACCAAAAUUUUCAGAUUCUCAGUGAACUCAAGUAUUUACUUAAAUCCACAAAUUCAUUGGCUACGCCACAAGCAGUAGUACAAGAAUCGCAAGAGGCAGAUUCAGCUAUAAAACGCCGAUCAGUGCAAUCCGAUGAAGAUACAUUGAAUAAUAAUACAAGACUACUAAUUGAAGGUUUAACAUCAUACGAAGCCAAAUCACUUGGCGCAGCAGAACGUCGUUCAAAUGCAGCACGUCUUCAGCGUUUAUCAGAAACGCAUAUUGAAGCGUAUUCUCCUUCUCCAAGACCAUCAGCUAUUCUCAAUAUUCAACAUGAAUAUCAGACUAAUUCAGAUCAUCUUCCAGGUGUAAUUUGGUCGUUUCUUGCAGCUUAUGCGUUUAGCAUUAUUAUAUUUCUAACUAAACUUUGUAACAUCGAUCUCAUCUUUGGUUUUUUUCUCCAAAUGCUUGUUCAAGUCAUUGCAUUUUCUGUCUAUGCUUUCUACAAAAGUUAUCAUCUAUUAGGAUCAAAUGGAUAUCAAAUUGCAAUUAUUCCUCGUGCUCUAUUAAUUGGUAUUGGUACACUGACUUCGUUUCUUGCUUAUUAUUAUAUAACAUUACCUGAUCUGUCAGCUAUAAGACAAACUCAAGUUAUAUUGACUAUUAUUCUCUCAAUAGUUAUUCUUCAUGAGCGGAUUACAAUAUCACGUAUUAUUGCUUUUAUUUUAAUACUUAUUGCUGUUAUCAUUCUUAUUCGACCGAAUACAUUUGGAAUACCAUUGGUUUCAGCAUUCAAUUUAACCCAUCAUAAAACUUCUUGGGUCCCUUAUUCAUCAUCAUGGAAUUAUAUUCUUGGUAUUAGUUUUGCACUUUGUACGGCUGUUACUUAUAGUAUUGCAUCAAUGAUGAAUAAAAUUUAUUUUACUACUCAACAUUUACAUAAUACUGUUUUAUGUUUUUGGUCAGCACUAUUCGGAUUAAUUAUAUCCACGAUUCUUGUCUAUGUAACACAUUUUGUUUUAAAAGAUGCCCGAUCAUUUCCUCAUGAUUGGCGACUAUUUGCUGGUAUUGGACUUGGAUUAGCAUCGAUUUUUGUUUUUAUUGCCAAUCAAAAAGCAAUAAAGCGUGAACGUUCUUCAAUAGUAACAUUAAUUUAUUCAACAGAUAUUAUACUUGCAUUAAUCUUACAAAAUCUAUUCACACAUAUCAAGAGUGAUCUAAUUAUUAUUAUAGGUUGUAUAUUGAUCUUAGUAUCUGUUUUGAUCAUUUGUAUCGAAGUAUUAUUAGCUGAAAAGCAUAAAAAUAAAUUAUCAACCAAUGGAACACCAGAAGAAAACAUUAAUAAUGAAAAUAAUACUUUACAGAUGCCAUCAAGUUUAACAACAACUCAAAACAGUUCCUAA
Molecule: messenger RNA, 1710 nt
Organism: Rotaria socialis
Lineage: Eukaryota; Metazoa; Rotifera; Eurotatoria; Philodinida; Philodinidae
Source: the annotation of a GenBank genome assembly